AUUCUCCGUGGUGAAGAUGGUCGGCCAUGGGAAACGUAUUGCAGUAAUAGUCCAGCAGCUUAACAAAUUUAACCCUGCAAAUCACAGCGUGGAGGAUUUUUUGAAUGAAACAGCUAAGACAUUGCAGACUCUUAACGUGACAGAAGAACAAUUUGUGCUGGAUACCCUAGCUGGAUGCAUAGAAUAUAAAUCCUUACUGGAUGUGGUAGUCAAUGCCUUUUUUGUUCAGGAUGGGAGAUACUGCCUGGCUUCUGAGCGUAAUCUCUAUACAGUUAUUUGUUACCUGGCUACUUUUCAACUUGAAGAGCUCAGUUUUCAGCACUUCAGCAGAAUUGUGAAAUCUCUGGACACUGUAAAAAUGCAAAAGUUUCUUAGAUUCUUCUUCAAUGCCUUGUAUUUGAGCACAUGGGUACAAGAUGAAUGGAGUCAUUUCUAUGAUUCUCUGUAUGUAAAAGAGAACUGGAUCGAUCCACUGCUAAGGUGGCAGCCCAAACUACAGCAGCUGAUUGAACAGCUCACAGAGAAAUUAAUUAAUCCUACUGCCACUGUCAAGUCUUCCAUGGUCACCCAGCCAAAGGAAUUUCAUUUGACUGCACCCAAACAACGUCCCAUUGCUCUACCUCUGCCAAAACCAGUGCUGAAGAAAAGGCUACCUGUUCCUCCAAGCACCUACAAAACUCCAAAGGAAAAAAAGCAGCUAGAGGAAAUCAAAACAAAAAAUCGCCGCAAAGCAGAAGAUCUGCUUCUGGAGGCAAAUACUAACCAGUUCAGGUGUGCAACUGUGAAGCCUGAAGAGAAAGAGAGCAGACAUGACAGUAUGAAGAAUAAACCAGCAUUUCAGGUCCCAAAGAUCCAGAGCAAGAUUGACAAUAUACCUAUUAAAUUAAACGCUGCAGCUAUUUUGAGAGAGGGUGCCCUCUACCAACGCAAAAAGGAACAGGAGCUCAAGAGAACUGAAGAUUUGCUGCAAGGGGCUGGAGACCCAUCUGAAUUCUUGGAAUGGCAAAAACAGAUGCGUGAAAAAGAUCUGGAAGAACAGCUGGCUGAAAUAGAGUGCAGGAGGCUUCAAGGGAAACUGAGUUAUGAAGAGGCAGUUCUAGCCCAUCAGAAUGUCAUUCAACAGAAUAAGAAGAAAGCUGAUCUAAUGAGAGAAGAGAAAGCAGAGCUGAUGCACCAGUAUGCAGAGAAACGUCUACAGGAACGGAAAGAAAUGAGAGAGCUGGUGGAACAGGUCGUGGAAGGACACAAGAAUGCAAAGCAAGCAAAAUUAAAGCUUCAGAAAUACAAACAGCAGAUAGUUCAGGAAGUCUGUGAAGAAAAUCGAGAGCUCCUUCGGCAAGCUUUAGAGGAGGAGGAGGAGAAGCUGAAGAAGAGAUAUGAACUAAUUCAACAAAUACGAGCUAUUGAGUCUUUACCAAGUGUCAGACACAAGGUUGUUGAUUUAACAGAGACUGGUGGCCACGGUUUAAUUUGUGAAAUGUCAAUAGUGGAACUACGUGAACGCCUCGCUCUGCUCAGAGAAGCACAGAAGGCAGCAGAGGAAGAGAGGAGAGACCAGAUAAUUCAUGACAAACAAGCUAAGGAACAACUUCUUCUAGACAAACUGGACCAGAUUUCCCUGUUCAGAGCACAACUUGGACGGGCAGCUGCUUUAAAGCAAGAAGAAAAGAAGAGAAUGUCUCAGUGCAGAGACAGGACUAUGAAUGAUGAACGCAUUUUGAACCUGCAGAAAAGGAUUGUGGAAAAAGCCAUGGAGCGUAAAAAGCAGGCAGGACUCUUAAAGAUCACUCCUCGGAAAAGCAGCAUCUCAUCAAAGAAGGAUUCAUCACAAUGGAACCACUGGAAAAGACUGGAAGAGAGUCGGGAAAGACAGUUCAAGAUCCUUCAACAUGGCUUCAUGGCUAGAGAAACAGCUCAGAAAGCUUCAGCUGCCUAUGAAGCUGCAAACAUUGGAGCCACAGUCUGUAUAUUGUGCUCUGAAGUGAAAUAAAAUCCAUCUGGAACAGAUUCAAGCCUGCUGGAAAUCUCCCAGUGUGCCUAUUUACUACAAGGUUGAAUUUUAAUCUUUAUUUCACCUUUGCAGUCUGAUUAGAGAAAUUUGGGUUAUAGAGGCACAACAGAGGCACACUAGAAUAAAAAUGUGUUGAUUUCUUUGUGAUAGAAUGUUAUUUUUAUGCUGUAAUGAUACUUUUUGUUUAGAAUCAAAAGCUUAAACAAAGCAAAGUUCCUACAGCUGAAUGGCAAAUACCUGGGUGAGAGUAUUGAGAUCUGUAUUUGUGUUAACAUUGCAUACAGGGCCAUGGUUUGCUAUGGUCAUCCUCCAAAAGCAUAGAAGUGAGGGCUAAAACCAAGCAACAUUUGUUGAUAGCUGCAUCUUUUCAGAAGGCAUGGUCAGCCCAGGUCCGUAACACAUCUUCCUGCUUGACAGGAACUGUGCACAGGAGGAUCACCGGUUUCCACACUGGUUUUAGUGGGUGAGGGGAAAAGUGUUUAGAAAGCUUAGAUGCUGUGAUAGCCUCCAGAAGCCAGGGUCACAACUGAAUGACCCUAAAAGACCAUCCAUCUAUUUGCAUAUGUGAAUCCCUUCAGACUCGGAACAAUGGCAGGAAAACAUAACAUUGUUUGAUCUCUUUAGGAAACUGCUUCCAGAAAGAAAAAAACAAAAUCCUGUUACUCACCUAGAAGGUAAUUUGCCCUCUAUGACAAUUUCUAUACUGUGUAAAACAGCCUUUAAAUUGCAAGACUUAUUCUAGGCACAAAGCCAAGGAGGAUAUAAAUCUGAAUUAAAAUCUGCACAGCAGUAGGCCUA
Molecule: messenger RNA, 2809 nt
Organism: Pogoniulus pusillus (Red-fronted tinkerbird)
Lineage: Eukaryota; Metazoa; Chordata; Aves; Piciformes; Lybiidae
Gene: CFAP99
Product: cilia and flagella associated protein 99
Source: RefSeq, a predicted model, not a curated record